Molecule: messenger RNA, 2139 nt
Organism: Pantherophis guttatus
Lineage: Eukaryota; Metazoa; Chordata; Lepidosauria; Squamata; Colubridae
Source: RefSeq, a predicted model, not a curated record
AUGCGGGAACAUCAUCGCGAAAAGAAGUUGAAUCGUUCUUGUCUUCACCAAAGAAGUCAAACAGUGGCUUAUGCACCGUUUCCUAACUACCCGGAAGAAGAAGCCGAGGUUUUAUCUCGAGCAGCUGAAAAAAUUGAAACUUCCACGCAAGACUUGAAAGGAAAACAUCAGAAGCAUAAACGCAUGCUGUCUCCGAAUGAUCAGUUACCUAGUGAAGUUUUCCUUGUGGUUUCCAAUAUUUCUGGAUGUGUGCCUGAAAUGCUACCAUCUAAGUGUCAAAACAACUCUGCAACCAAUAAGUAUAGAAGCAUUACUGGAGCCUGCAACAACAGGGAACAUCCUACUUGGGGAGCUUCCAACACUGCUCUAGCUAGAUGGCUUCCUCCAGUUUAUGAAGAUGAACUAAGUCAGCCCAGAGGAUGGAAUCUCGGUUUCUUACAUAAUGGAUUUCCAUUGCCUUCGGUACGUGAAGUGACGAGAAAAAUUAUUGAGGCGUCUAAUGAGGCUGUCACUGAAGAUGAGUUAUAUUCUGAUCUGAUCACUGUAUGGGGCCAAUAUAUAGACCAUGACCUUGCCUUUACUCCCCAAAGUGAAAACCGACCUUCCUUCCAGGGAGCCAUCAAUUGCCAACUGACCUGUGCAAACCAAAAUCCAUGCUUUCCAAUACAGAUCUUUCCCAAUGAUACAUUCUCUGCAAGAAUGGAUUGCAUCCCUUUUUAUCGUUCAACACCUUCAUGUAUCACUGGUCAACAGGGAAUGUUAGGAAAUCUAUCGGUGAUAAACCCAAGGCAACAGAUGAAUAUAGUUACUUCCUUCCUGGAUGCCUCUACUGUUUAUGGCAGCACAGCUGCCGCGGAGAACAAGCUGAAGAAUCUGACCAGCAGAGAAGGCCUCCUAAGAAUUAACCUGCUACAUUUUGAUAAAGGGCUUGAAUAUCUUCCUUUUGUUGACCAAGUGCCUUCUCCUUGUGCCCAAGAUCCAAGGGGGGACAAAGCAGAAAGGAUCGAGUGCUUCAUGGCUGGGGAUACCAGGUCGAGCGAAGUGCUUUCCUUGGCAGCUCUGCACACUCUCUGGUUGCGAGAGCACAACCGCCUGGCAAAAGCCCUAAAGGAGCUGAACCCCCACUGGACUUCCGAAACGGUCUAUCAAGAGACUCGCAAAAUGGUUGGCGCCCUACAUCAGAUUAUUACCAUCAGGGAUUACAUUCCCAAAAUCAUUGGUCUGGAUGCUUUCGAACAAUACAUUGGUCCUUAUCAAGGCUAUGAUCCCACAAUCAAUCCAACAGUAACCAACGUAUUUUCGACCGCAGCCUUUCGCUUUGCUCACGCUGCAAUUCAUCCACUGGUGAAGAGGCUCAAUGCGCAGUAUAAGGAAGACCCAACGCUUCCUAAUCUUUACUUGCAUGAGGUUUUUUUCAUUCCCUGGAGACUCAUUAAAGAAGGUGGUUUGGAUCCCUUGCUAAGAGGAACGCUAACAACUGCAGCAAAACUUCAGGUCCAGGACCAAUUGCUGAAUGAAGAAUUAACGAAGAAGCUCUUUGUAUUGUCCAACAAUGCUUCCUUGGAUUUAUCAUCACUUGAUUUACAACGGGGACGUGAUCAUGGGCUCCCAGGUUACAAUGACUGGCGAGAAUUCUGUGAUUUGCCAAGACUAAGGACAGAACAGGAGUUGAUGACAGCAAUAGAGAAUAAAACCGUUGUCCAAAGAAUUAUGGAACUCUACAGAAACCCCAACAAUAUUGAUGUCUGGCUGGGAGGAAUAGUAGAAAGUAUUCAUCCUGAUGCCAGAACGGGUCCCUUGUUUGCAUGUAUCAUUGGAAAGCAAAUGAAAGCAUUGAGAGAUGGCGAUAGAUUUUGGUGGGAGAACGUCAACAUUUUUACUGAUGCUCAAAGGCAGGAGCUUGGAAAAUAUUCUUUAUCCAGACUUAUUUGUGAUAACACAGGCUUGACGGAAGCACCCCCUGACCCUUUUCUACUUGGAAAAUAUCCUAAAGAUUUUGUGUCAUGUGAAAAUCUACCUAGCAUUAAUUUAGGACCUUGGCUUGAAGUCCUUUGACCAGAGUUACAACCUGGUUCUCCAGUCAAAGAAGAACAUGAGGACUUCAUCCAUUGCUUAGAAGCUGGAAAAUCUUCAGUGCCA